This is a messenger RNA of Chaetomium globosum CBS 148.51, 369 nucleotides long. Its product is annotated as 60S ribosomal protein L31. Gene Ontology annotation, cellular component: cytosolic large ribosomal subunit; ribosome. The transcript has 3 exons. NCBI's taxonomy places the organism in Eukaryota, Fungi, Ascomycota, Sordariomycetes, Sordariales, Chaetomiaceae. Gene Ontology annotation, biological process: cytoplasmic translation. Gene Ontology annotation, molecular function: structural constituent of ribosome. The record is from RefSeq and is a predicted model, not a curated record. The coding region runs from base 1 to 369 and encodes 122 amino acids.
AUGUCGUCCCAGAAGCCCCAAGGCAAGGCCCAGCGCUCGGCUAUCGCCGACGUGGUCGCCCGCGAGUACACCAUCCACAUGCACAAGCGCCUCCACGGUGUCAGCUUCAAGAAGAGGGCCCCGCGUGCUAUCAAGGAGAUCAAGGCGUUCGCUACCAAGGCGAUGGGCACCUCGGACGUCCGCGUGGAUCCCCAGCUGAACAAGAAGGUCUGGGAGCAGGGUGUCAAGGGUGUUGGCUACAGGCUCCGCAUCCGCAUCUCCCGGAGGCGUAACGACGAGGAAGGCGCCAAGGAGAAGCUCUACAGCUACGUGCAGGCCGUCAACGUCAAGAACCCCAAGGGUCUGCACACCGUUGUCGUUGAGGAGUAA